This is a messenger RNA of Megalopta genalis, 5343 nucleotides long. RefSeq lists its product as uncharacterized. Gene Ontology annotation, molecular function: protein binding. Lineage: Eukaryota; Metazoa; Arthropoda; Insecta; Hymenoptera; Halictidae. The record is from RefSeq and is a predicted model, not a curated record.
CGCAAUCGUGAUUUGUGUUCGGUGUAUGGAGAAAGUUGGACACGCAGUUGUUUGGUCGUCGACGAUGUUGCAAAGUGGACCGUGAUAUUUUUGGAAAGCGCAUAAACAGAUCGUCGGAAGAUAAUACGGGAGCAACGUAUUGCAGGACUAGGUUGCUUGCAGUUCUGAAUCAAAAUGGAAUCAAUGGAUGCGCGUCUUGUCGCGCAAGCAUUGAACUACCAUGGCCAACAGUUGCAGAAAGUGUGGGAAGGAGAACGCAACGAAAAUGAGCUGGCCAUGCUCAAUCUCAAGGAACCUAAUUUUGAGAUUUACCAACAACGGCAGAAAACACUUAGUUUCGGUGAUAGGGGCAAAAGGUUAAAGCUGCAACAAUUCCUUGCAAAGAAGGCAGAUGCCCUCUAUGAUAAGUCAAAUUUGGACAAAACUGUUGAACCUAUCAAGCAGGAAUUGGGAGACGAAGAGUUUUACGCAACAAUGCCCGGCCUUGACACUUAUGUCACCAUGGAAAAGUCACAACGUAUACGGAACUUUUUGGAGAGUUUGGUGGUUGGGGAUGUUAUAUACGCGCAAGUGAUGGGUAAAAGUGCUGCUGGGCUUCUUCUGAAGGUGCUCUGCAACUGCAGUGAUUGCCCCAGGGUUGUUACUGAUUUAGGAGUAAAGGCUCUGAUAUUGAACACGGCCACAGUGCCGGCGGUGGACAAGAAAGGUGUUACAAGAAGCUACAUGGCAAAUGAUCUCAUCUGCGUCGUAGUCAGUGAAGUUAACGUUGAAGCCGAGCGAGUCGUUGCAGUUAUGAACGUACCCGCCCGCGAAGGGCAAGCCCCACACCCACCUAUGGGACUUAUCCAUUCGGAUGAUCUUCCGGAAGCUUAUAAGAAAGCGAUGGACAACAAAGGACAAUCGUACGAAGUGAUGUUGGAGAAUAGUACUGGCUUCAACAACCCCAACAACAUAAAAUAUCUAUCCGACUUGAUGGGCCUCGGCCAAGAGAACCAUUCCAAUUUGGUUGGUUUGAGGGAGAGAUUCCCACCUAAUGAAUAUGCGUCUGAAUUAAGGCAGGCGCAAGCCAGUAAGUGGGCGUUCCGAAGCGUGGCCGAAGGAAUAGACCACUUCAAGGCCGGCCGUCACACAGAGGCUUUCCAAUGCCUCAACAAAGCAUUGACCGUAGACCCACGGAACGUCGAAGGAUUGGUAGCCCGUGGAGCAUUGUAUGCGAAUAGUGGCAGCUUCAAGAAAGCGAUCGAUGACUUCGAGACUGCGUUGAAGCUAAAUCAGACUCAUGCGAACGCUCGCAAGUACAUGGCGGAGACUCUGGUUGCUCUUGGACGAAGUUACGAAGACGAGAAAAAGUACGAGGACGCGCAGAAAGCGUACGAGAACUGUCUAGCGAUCGCUCCGUUCCACGAGGAGGCCAGGAAUUCGAUCGAGUACAUAAAGUCGAAGACGUUGACCUCGUCUUUGAACCCAUUGGAUACGUUCAAAAGCUUCGAAGCAGAGAACGAUGUCGGUGAGAAUAAGAAAGAGAAGAAGAAGCGUAAGAAGGAGAGGAAAUCGCGAUCGAAGAAAAGACAAAGGUGGAGCUCCAGCUCCAGCUCGUCGUCGAGCGGGUCCUCGAGCUCCUCUAGCUCGGAGUCCAGCAGUUCUUCUUCUUCUGGAAGUUCCAGAUCAGCGUCCAGAUCGCCUAGUCGCAAGCGGAAACAUAAGAAGGAUCAUCGUGGGUCAUUGUCGCCUCUGAGCAAGCGCAUGGCUCAGUACAAUAAUCCACCAGCAGCGACGACUGCAGCUCACGACGUGAUAGCUCCUGUUUCUUACACGUCGAAUACCCGCGACAAAAUGGACGAUUACGAGAUCAAAGUGAGAAAGUUUCUCGAACAGACAAAGGACGACUCCGAUUACGAAGAUAAGGUAAGAAAGUUCUUGGAAGAGACCGCCAGAUGGAAACGCGAAAGGGAGAAGGAAAAGAAACAUUCGGAAAGCGAGAAAAUGAAGAAAAAGAAGAAGAAAGAGAAGAAGGGGAAAGACAAAGAGAAAGAGGACAAGAAAAGUCGAAAGAAGAAGAAGAAGGAGGAAAGAAAGAAACGGAAGAACAAGGAUAAGCUGGAACGGGACUUGGAGGCUCUGAAAAAGUCCUCGUUGCCAGACUUGGAGCAACUCGAGUCGAAACUGAACGCGUACUACGCGAAGGUUGAGAAAGAAACCGCUGUCUUAAAAAGGUAUGUAGCUCAGUAUAAUGACAUACCUUCCCCUCUUAGCAACGCGGAGAAGCUCGCUGAGAGUUCGCGGAGGGAGGAGGAGCUGCGCAGAGAGAGGGAAAGGGAGAGAGAUGAGGCGUCGAAGGCGUAUCACGAGCGCGAGUCUAGAAUACCGAUGACGGCACAGCAGCGUAAAGACUUCGAUCUUUCAGAGAUUCAAAGGAAACCUCUCACCGAUAUAUUCGAACAAGAGUCCCAGUUGAUACACCCGGAGCCAAAGUUGCCCACACUUGACACAGCCGCACUCAAUGCAAAGUGGAAGGCUGCGCAGGCUGCUAGACAAAAGGACGUGAUGCCCCAGAAAUGGCAAGACGUGCCUCCGGAGGGUAAAAAGAUGCAGGCGAACGUGGACAGCGAAGAGGAUGACGAUAACGAGCUGGAGGAGAAGCUGCAGCGCGCCGCCCUGGAGAAGUCGAUGAACAUCCGCAAACAGAUGCAACGAGAGCUAGCAGAGAAGAGGGCCGCGCAAGCUCAGCCGAUGUCCGCGCCUACACCUCCGCCGUUGCCCAAAGAGCCGCCUAUUCCGAAACAAGCUCCGGUGAAGUACCCGACACCUCAGCCACAAAACAAAUUCCAAUCGUACAAAGACCCGUCGUUAUCCGCGCCGCAGACGACGCCCACGAAGUUCAGCUCGAGCAAUAACUUGGGCGGCAAGUUCCAACCGAUCGGCCAGAGCGGCAACAGCGGUGGCGGCCAUCCGCCCGAACCACCUCGUCCGCCUCCGCCGACGAAAAAUCAGAACCAAGCCAAAGGACCCAGGACGGACUCGGAUAGCGAAGCGGAACGGCAGCAUAGACAGACGCCUAAGAAACGAGAGUCGACCGGCAGAGGCGGCGUGACCAAGAGAAUGAGCAGGGACCGUCCAGCGAAGCGUUCGCGCAGCAGAUCGCGCAGUGCCUCCAGCUCUGGCUCGUCCAGAUCUCGAUCGCCCAGGAGAAGUCGAUCACGAUCGUACUCGAACAGAAGAUCGGGUAGUUACGAACGAAAAUACAGUCGAUCGCCGUCGGGCACGUACAGCAGAUCCCGGUCCAGGUCACGAUCCAGAUCGUACACGAGGAGUCGUAGUCGCAGCAGGUCCGGUGACAGAAGCUACUACCGCAAGAGACAGUUCCGGCCAUACAACAAUCGCGGCACUUACUACAAGCCCCGCUUCCAAAGCUUCAACAAUCCGAACCAUCGCGGCGGUGGCAACAAUUUCCAGAACCGAAACCGGUUCUACAACAAUCAGCAUAACAAUCGGUUCGGCAACAGGCGCGGCGGCGGGUUCAACAACCGCGGUGGCGGCAGGGGACGCGGCGGUAAUCGUGGCGGCAGAUUUUUCCACGGCAAACAGGGCUUCCGCGACUUCAGGGACAGGCGGGACUUCAGAGAUCGGCGGGCCGCGUCGCGCGAUCGUUACAGCGAUCGCAGUUACUCGCCUGAUCCGAUGAGGAAGGUCGACGAGGCGAAAGAGAAGAUAAACAAGAUGCUCGAGGGCGGUGACGACGUGAUGGAGCAUCAACAGGGCGGCGGAGGAUCCAACGUACCACCGAGCAAGAGGCAAGACGGACCUUUGAGCGAGGGAGAAGAGAGGGACGACGAUGACUACGAGAGGUGGGGAGAGGGCGAGGGGGGCGACACAGCUAACAAGGUUGGUUAGGUCUCUUCCGCGUAGACUUUCGCGAAAGAACAGCCUGUCUCCGUGAUGACGAUCAUGAUAAUCUGGAUGACGAUGAUAUCUGGAAUAAUAAGAUGAGGAUGAAAUGAUGGUGAUGAUGGUGAUGAGCCACACGUGCAAGGAACGACCGACCUAGGAGCCAACUAACUCUCGUUUGUUGCUAGAAUGAGGAGGUUGGACCUGACAACGAGAACCUGGACGGCAAGGAGUACUUCAUUGAGCGCAUGAAGCAGCGAAGCAAGAAUGUUUUAAUGCAGAGAGCCCUUGCCGCUAAGAUUUGGUAGAAACACUCCCUCCCGGUUGCCGUUGCUGCUUCUUCGAUUCUUCUCCUUCGUCUGUGAUAUAGUUCAAACUUUUUCUCGGACUUUAGACACCGAUCGGAUUCACGUGAGAGAGACACUUUUCUGAAAUUGCGACCAUAUCGAAACUGCUUCGAUACACUUCGAAACGAGCCGGAAACGGAACAUGGAGAAUCUAACGAGAAGGUGAAUAACAUUGCAUAUAAAACAACAGAAACAUUGUAACACCGUAGACAUGACGGUCGAGAGAAAUGCACCUUAUUCCUUUACGAUCCCCUUAGCUUUUUAUCUAGCAGGCUGAUACGUUGACGAGCCGUCGUUUCGCUCGAUUGUCAUGCUCGCGAAUAUCUAUGUUAAAUAGUAAAUAUUCAUUAGGGACACUGUGCGCUCCACACGAGAGACAGUGAAACCCUUCGUUUCCUUUUCAUUUUAUUUAACGUUAGCGAAAGAAUAUUACUUGGUACUUACUCUUAGACUCGUUCUCUUUCUUUUACACGUUAAUGAUUGUCCCGUAAAUAAUUAAGAAUAGAACACGAAUGAGAGAGAGAGAGAGAGAGAGAGUGAGUGAGAGAUUGAUAGAGAAGCUUCGAAGGGAAGCGUUCGUUUGCGGUAGACUUUUCACGCACACACGAGUGGCUUUUCAUUAUCAUUCAUUAUCAAGAUUAGUGGAUAAUACAUGGCUCUUUUAAGGACACAAUUACCUUCCCCGUGAAGAUCCUUUUCGAUCAAUUCGUCGGGAAUCCCCCGUCUCGACACACCCUCGCGACACACUAGCCAGUAAAACGAGCGGAAUAAAAGGCGUGUUUAAUUAACCUUGAUUUAUCGAGCCGUUUCGAGUCGCGACUCGUCGGCUCGAGAGAAGAACAUUAAUUAACCGAGGGAAAUAAAUGAAACGAAACAGGUCCAUCGAAUAACGAGACCACAGCACCACCGGAUUCUACUCCCGCAACGUUUUGUUCUGGAAUACACUUGUUCACCAAGUCCCCCCUCCUCCCACGUUUAUUACAAAUACUUAUUUUAAGGUAUCAUACGAGUAAUUUACCUAGUAAGACACUUAUAUAUGUUGUAUGUAAACGAGUUGCUGUAAAAUUCAAAGAGAUCGGCAAAUACAUAAACACGAAACCACAAAGCCAAA